Egretta garzetta (little egret) is the source of this 1992-nucleotide messenger RNA. It is a transcript of the gene NOL4, whose product is annotated as nucleolar protein 4. The record is from RefSeq and is a predicted model, not a curated record. The coding region runs from base 13 to 1992 and encodes 659 amino acids. NCBI's taxonomy places the organism in Eukaryota, Metazoa, Chordata, Aves, Pelecaniformes, Ardeidae. The transcript has 12 exons.
AGCGACCGGGACAUGUACCGCCAGUUUCAAGACUGGUGUCUCAGGACUUACGGGGACUCAGGAAAAACCAAGACGGUGACCCGUAAAAAAUACGACCGGAUCGUCCAGCUCCUGAACGGCUCCGAGUCGAGCUCCACGGAUAAUGCCAAAUUCAAAUUCUGGGUCAAAUCUAAAGGCUUCCAGCUCGGCAACUCGGACGAGGUCAGUGGUGGUGCUGGAGGAGGGAAGCAAGUGCUGUACGUGCCAGUCAAAACCACGGAUGGAGUAGGUGUAGAUGAGAAGCUGUCUUUACGGCGGGUAGCCGUGGUAGAAGAUUUCUUUGACAUUAUCUAUUCCAUGCAUGUUGAAACUGGGCCUAAUGGAGAACAAAUCAGAAAACAUGCUGGCCAAAAGAGAACGUAUAAAGCAAUUUCAGAGACCUAUGCCUUCCUACCGAGAGAAGCGGUGACACGAUUUCUAAUGAGCUGCUCAGAGUGCCAGAAAAGAAUGCAUUUAAACCCAGAUGGAGCGGAUCAUAAAGAUAAUGGAAAACCUCCAACUUUGGUGACCAGUAUGAUUGAUUACAACAUGCCAAUUACUAUGGCUUAUAUGAAACACAUGAAGCUGCAGCUACUAAAUUCACAGCAAGAUGAGGAUGAAAGCUCUAUAGAAAGUGAUGAGUUUGAUAUGAGUGACUCGACUAGGAUGUCAGCUGUGAACUCUGACCUCAGCUCAAAUCUGGAAGAGAGAAUGCAAAGUCCUCAGAACCUCCAGGGCCAGCAGGAUGAUGAUUCAGCCGCAGAGAGUUUUAAUGGCAAUGAGACCGUGGGACACAGUUCCAAUGCUUCAGGGGGAACACACUGCAGGGAGAUGGCAGAAACCAACAGUAAUGGCAAAACAAAUCUGGAGCAGGAUGAGCAGCCUCUGAACCUGAGUGACAGUCCCCUCUCUGCUCAGCUGACUUCAGAAUACAGACUAGAUGAUCACAGCAGUAAUGGAAAGAACAAAUACAAGACUCUCCUAAUUUCUGAUCUCAAGAUGGAACGGGAGGCAAGAGAAAAUGGAAGCAAGUCCCCUGCACAUAGCUAUUCAAGCUAUGACUCUGGCAAGAAUGAGAGUGUAGGCAGAGGUGCUGAAGAUCUGUCUCUGAAUCGAGGAGAUGAGGAUGAGGAUGACCAUGAUGAGCAGGAAGAUCCUGAGAAGGUUAAUGAAUCAGAUGGGGUAGAAGCUGAGCGACUGAAAGCUUUUAACAUGUUUGUCAGGCUGUUUGUAGAUGAAAACUUGGACCGAAUGGUCCCAAUCUCUAAGCAGCCCAAAGAAAAGAUCCAGGCUAUCAUUGACUCAUGCAGGCGACAAUUCCCUGAGUAUCAAGAGCGUGCCAGAAAACGCAUACGUACUUACCUCAAGUCCUGCAGGCGGAUGAAAAGAAGUGGUUUUGAGAUGUCACGACCUAUUCCCUCACACCUUACUUCAGCAGUUGCAGAGAGUAUCCUGGCUUCCGCCUGUGAGAGUGAAAGCAGAAAUGCUGCAAAAAGGAUGCGGUUGGAUAGACAGCAGGACGAGGCUGCUCCAGCUGACAAGCAGUACAAACAGGAGCCAGCCCAGGUCACUUACUCAACAUCAGCUGUUUCCAGCACACAGGAGGUGUUGUACAUCAAUGGCAAUGGGACCUACAGUUACCAUAGUUACAGAGGGCUCGGAGGUGGGCUGCUAAAUCUCAACGAUGCUUCUAGCAGUGAUCUGCAGCCUACCUCCACCACAGCCGCAACUCAGCACUGCAUCCCAGGCACCACAAACGUCCAGUCCCCUUCCAGCUCAGGUCCAACAGAUCUCAGUAUGAAGAGGCAGUUAGCAACCAGCUCUGGAUCCUCCAGUAGUUCAAGCUCUAGGCCCCAGCUGAGUCCAACUGAAAUAAAUGCAGUGAGGCAGCUUGUGGCAGGGUAUCGAGAAUCAGCCGCAUUUUUAUUGCGUUCUGCAGAUGAACUGGAAAACCUUAUUUUGCAGCAGAACUGA